AAAACGAGGUGUGGUUAGUUUUAUUCCCUCCUUGCUUUGAAGGGUGUGAACCGACGGGAACUAAGCUUACGUGACUUAACGUUACAGAGCCCGGAAAAUCAAAUAGUUUCGUUUUUGACUUCCCUGCGGUCGUAAACAUCUGUGCUUGUUAGGCUACAUCAAGAGCAAUGGCAGAAUUCGUUAAGGCGCAAAUUAAGGGUGACAAAGUAGUCGUGUUUCUGAAGCCGAGCUGUCCUUACUGUGUCCUCGCUAAGGAUGUUUUGUCAAAGUAUAAAUUUAAAAGUGGACACUUAGAGUUGAUUGAUAUCAGCGGACGCAGUGACAUGAGCGGCAUCCAAGACUAUCUUCACCAGAUCACAGGCGCGCGAACCGUUCCUCGGGUCUUCAUAGGCGAACAGUGCAUUGGAGGAGGAAGUGAUGUCGACGGUCUGGACCGUUCUGGAAAACUGGAGGGCAUGUUGCAGGCAAUUGGAUCUCUGCAGUGAAGGGCGUCAAGAAGGGGUCACAUGAUGGUGCAGCGAGACUUGCGGAUCUGCCGUCUGCGUUGCUGGUACUCGCUGAGCUCCUGUAGGUAACCUCUGGAGGGCCAGCGCAGUCGCUCCACCUGCUCGCGCUCCUCAUCUGUCAAAAAAAAGCAUUACAGGAAAAUAUUUCUACAACAUUCCCUCCUGCUGAAUGCCAGUGCAUUUCAACACCGCAUAAUAUCCGUCCACCAGAUUCUUUUUACCUUGUUCUUCAAUUAAAAUAAUGUAAUUGUCUCUAUUUGUUUCGCAUUGAGUGUAUAAGAAAAAUCUGAAGUCUUACAAAAACCUGAAAAUAAAAUAUUUUCCUGUCAAA
Messenger RNA from Carassius carassius (crucian carp), 837 nucleotides. It is a transcript of the gene glrx, whose product is annotated as glutaredoxin (thioltransferase). The record is from RefSeq and is a predicted model, not a curated record. Lineage: Eukaryota; Metazoa; Chordata; Actinopteri; Cypriniformes; Cyprinidae. The coding region runs from base 168 to 485 and encodes 105 amino acids. The transcript has 3 exons.